UCUGUCAGUAGUUAAUAGCAGUUAUUGGUUAGUCAUGAGUAGUCAUAGAUUAUAUUUAUGAAAUUGAUUUAUGACGAUAAAUUUAUUUCUGCGAAAUACAUAUGAAAUUGCAAUAAGUGUGUGAUAAAUAAUUUUGUUCGUAAAUUGCAUCUUUGAAACAUAACGUGAAUUUUGGGAACAAAUAUGGCACUCAUUUAUAUGGAAUAGCUAAGAAAUACGUGAACGGAACAAAGUUUCUGAUCAAAGUUUUAUUUGAAUACAAAUAAAAGAAAUUCGACAGUAAUCUGAUAUAAUCUAGUAAAACACAUUAAUUUUUAUCUACGAACAUAAUAUUCCUUGAUAAAAGAAAUAGUUACAUUUUAUAUUCAGUGAUUUUUAGUGAUUUUCAGAACACUUCUAAUAUAUACAAAUUAUCAUUAGACAGGAGAUUAUAAACAAUUAACAAAAGGAACAGAAAGUCUAUUCCUUAUUUCUAAUAUUGAACGAGUAAAUAACUGUUAAAAUAAUUGUUUAAAAUGUUUUCAAGCACUCCUAAUUACACAAAACUAAAGACACACCUUAGGUUAGCUAUAAACAGGUUAAAGCUGUUAGAAAAAAAGAAAACAGAAUUAGCUCAAAAAGCACAAAAAGAAAUAGCUGAUUACAUUGCGGCUGGUAAAUAUGAAAGAGCCAAAAUUCGAGUGGAACAUAUUAUAAGAGAAGAUUAUAUGGUAGAAGCCAUGGAAUUAAUUGAAAUGUAUUGCGAUCUCUUACUUGCUCGUUUUGGCUUAAUUCAACAAAUGAAGAAUUUAGACGAAGGUCUAGCAGAAGCUAUUUCUACAAUAAUUUGGGCUGCGCCACGUAUACAAACAGAUGUACAAGAGAUCAAAGUUAUUGCUGAUAUAUUAACUGCUAAAUAUGGAAGGCAGUAUACGGAAGCUUGCAAAGAAGAAGCUAUACAAACUAUUUCUGAGAAAUUAAAACAUAAGAUGAGCGUACAGUCUCCGCCUAAACUUUUAGUUGAAAAAUAUCUAAUUGAAAUUGCAAAAAAUUAUGAUAUAGAAUAUGAGCCGGAUCCUCAAAUAAUGGCAGAAGGAGUGGACACUCUUUUAAUAGAUAUUGGAAACAACGGUGGUGAAUCUAGAAAUAAUUUAGAUCUCGCUAGCGGUGGUAGCAAUGGACCACAACCAGCUGGAUUUAUUGGCUUUCCGCAACCACCUUUGUUACCUGAUCCAAAUAUAAAUCUAAUGAAUCCGGAGAAGGGAAAUCCACCUAUAGGAUUUGUACCUCCAAUGGGGCCUGCUACUUUCCCAGAAAAGGAUCAAAACACACCCUUUAAUCCUACUGCAUUUUCAUAUAACAUCCCAUUGGAUAAUGCUAAUACUAAUAAACCCGAAGAUGAUUUACCACCUCCAUAUGCCUCAUCAUUUCCACCUGACUUAAAUAAACAAUCCGAUGAGAAACCGAAACCUCAGCCACGAUCAAAAAUUCCAAUGAAUAAUUUUCAACUUCCUGAUUUACCUGCUGUACCGUCAGGAAGUGAAUUACCUCAAAAUACAUCUGAAAAUGAUGAUAUAGAUUUUGAUGACCUAAUGAAACGCUUUGAAGAUUUAAAAAAAAGGAAGUAACAUUCAAAAGGAUUAAUUAUAAUCAAAGGUAUACUAUACUCUGCUGAUUAUUAUGAUUUUUACAAAUGUAUAGAAUAGUACUACAGAGUUUGGAGUAUUAAUUAAUAAUAUAUAAAGAGCUAUAUAAAAUAAUGCUUCUUUUUAAUGGACGAUAAUGUUUUUACAAGCGCAAAAUGUAGUAUAAUAUUGUUGUAAACAUUUCAAAUAAAUACAUACAGUUUAUUAAUUGUUAACAUAAA
Polistes canadensis is the source of this 1846-nucleotide messenger RNA. RefSeq names its product IST1 homolog (gene Ist1). Bases 516 to 1607 code for a protein of 363 amino acids. Gene Ontology annotation, biological process: protein transport. NCBI's taxonomy places the organism in Eukaryota, Metazoa, Arthropoda, Insecta, Hymenoptera, Vespidae. The transcript is spliced from 5 exons. The record is from RefSeq and is a predicted model, not a curated record.